This is a messenger RNA of Sardina pilchardus (European sardine), 1592 nucleotides long. RefSeq names its product cAMP responsive element binding protein 5b (gene creb5b). NCBI's taxonomy places the organism in Eukaryota, Metazoa, Chordata, Actinopteri, Clupeiformes, Clupeidae. Gene Ontology annotation, biological process: regulation of transcription by RNA polymerase II. The record is from RefSeq and is a predicted model, not a curated record. The transcript has 11 exons. The coding region runs from base 117 to 1511 and encodes 464 amino acids. Gene Ontology annotation, molecular function: DNA-binding transcription factor activity, RNA polymerase II-specific; cAMP response element binding.
CAGCUCUUUUCCCCUUUCAGUGUGUUGACUUAUGUGUUCUGAUGAGCGGCUGGGGUCCGGUUGGAUGUGGAUGUCGGUUCCCCGUGCCAGAGUAACAGGUCUAUGAGGACGUAGCCAUGAAUACAGAGCAGGAAAGGCCGUUCGUGUGUAGCGCUCCUGGCUGUUCACAGAGAUUCCCCACUGAAGAUCACCUGAUGAUCCAUCGGCACAAGCAUGAGAUGACUCUCAAGUUCCCCCCGAUCAAGAAUGACAACAUGCUCUCAGACCAGACCCCCACGCCCACCCGCUUCCUGAAGAACUGUGAGGAGGUGGGGCUCUUCAACGAGCUGGAGCUGGAGCAGGACUACUGCAAGAGCCAACGAGACGACGAGGACAGCAAACAGAACAUCGCUCUACACGGCCAGGCGGCCCAGUCUCAGCACCAGCAGCCUCACGGGAGGAUGGGUGGCCAUGACAACGGAAUGGUCAUCCAGCAGGCGCUUCCGUCUCCACAGUCCAGCUCCGUCAUCACGCAAGCACCCUCCACAAACCGGCAGAUCGGUCCUGUGCCUGGCUCCUUGUCGUCUCUGCUGCAUCUGAGGAACAGACAGAGGCAGCCGCUUCCUGCGUCCAUGGCCGGCACCCUCCCCGACCCCAGCAUGCCCGGCUCAUCCGCAGUCCUCAUGCCUAUGGAGCGGCAGAUGAACAUGGGCUCCAGUAUGAUGGGGAUGCAGGGCCCCCCCCACAGCUCCUGCUCCUCCCCCCUCGGCCCCUCUAUGCACUCGGAGGCUAAACUGAGACUGAAGGCAGCUCUGGCUCAUCACCCAGGAACGGUUUCCAACGGCAACAUGAAUAGCAUGGGUCACAUGAUGGACAUGAUGUCAUCACGGCAGGAGCAGGGAGGAAAUGGGAGUGGCCACGCCCACAUGCACCUGCAGCAAGCCCCGCCCCACGCCUACCAGCACCAAUCACACGCCGUGCACCACCACCACCACCAAUCACACGCCGCGCACCACCAGCAGAGCCACGCCCACCACAUGCACCAACACACACACCAGUCGUCCCCCCACCACAUGCACUCUGGACCCCCCUCUCAGUUGUCUCCGGCUGCGCAGCAGAUGCAGCCGUCCCAGACGCUGCAGACGGGGCCCCCUAGUGGCGGGCGGAGGCGGCGCGUGGUGGACGAGGACCCGGACGAGAGGAGACGCAAGUUCCUGGAGCGCAACCGCGCCGCUGCCACACGCUGCCGCCAGAAGAGGAAGGUGUGGGUCAUCUCCCUGGAGAAGAAGGCCGAGGAGCUCACGCAGACCAACAUGCAGCUACAGAAUGAGGUGACUAUGCUGAAGAACGAAGUGACUCAGCUGAAGCAGUUGCUGCUGACGCAUAAAGACUGCCCCAUCACCACAAUGCAGAAAGAGUCUCAAGGCUACCUCAGUCCUGAGAGUAGUCCAGCAGGAAGUCCAUCAGGAGGCCCCCAGCAGCAGGUCAUCCAACACAGCAGCGUCAGCACCUCCAGCACACACACACACUGAACACACACACACUCAACACAUUCACACACACACACACACACACACACACUCAACACAUUCACACACACACACACUGAACAC